This is a messenger RNA of Pyricularia pennisetigena, 3570 nucleotides long. RefSeq lists its product as uncharacterized. Gene Ontology annotation, molecular function: hydrolase activity, hydrolyzing O-glycosyl compounds; chitin binding. The record is from RefSeq and is a predicted model, not a curated record. Gene Ontology annotation, biological process: carbohydrate metabolic process; retrograde transport, endosome to Golgi. Bases 1 to 3570 code for a protein of 1189 amino acids. The transcript has 6 exons. Lineage: Eukaryota; Fungi; Ascomycota; Sordariomycetes; Magnaporthales; Pyriculariaceae. Gene Ontology annotation, cellular component: GARP complex.
AUGAGUUCCUCAUCUUCUUCGCGCAAGUCCCGCAGCGGGUCGAGCGUCAUGUACACAAACGCAGUGUAUUUCCCGAAUCACCACAUAUACAAGGGGGACACACCGGGGCAGCUCAACUACAGCUGUAUAAGUCAUGUGUUUUAUGCCCAUGCACAAGUAUCUAGCGAUGGGAGUGUUCUUUUAAGCGACGAGUGGGCAGACGCAGGCGCGCCCUGCGAUGGGGUCAAAGGUGGCCUCGGCUCACUCAUGUACCUGAAGCAAAAACACCCUCAUCUCCUGGUUGUACUAUCAGUGGGAGGUGGCAACUCGAGCGAGAUAUUUCCCCACGUGGCUGCUAGCGCUGUCCGCCGAGACAACUUUGCACGAUCGGCUAAGGGACUGGUCGACGCAUCUGGACUCGAUGGGAUUGACGUUGACUGGGAAUACCCCUCCGACCCACAACAGGGGGCCGAUUUCGUUGCCCUGCUAGCCGCCACACGCCUCCAUCUCACAGAGGACCGAUAUAUACUCACAGCGGCUCUGCCAGCGGGCCUAUCGGUUCUGCAGAAUAUCAACAUGGCAAUGGCCGCGGACUAUCUUGACUAUAUAAACAUUAAAGCAUAUGACCUGUACGGAUCCUGGACGCACAAAUGCGGCCAUCACGCUCAGCUGUACGCCAGAGGAAAGGACGAGGCAUCAGGUUCAUCGACUGUGCAUUAUUUGCUGUCACGGAAGGUUCCGGCUAAGAAGAUCCUCCUCGGGAUUCCAGUAUACGGACGUAGUUUCCUCAACACUACUGGGCCAGGGCACAGGUUCAAGGGUUCCGGGGGAGAGCAUGGUGUAUUCGAAUAUCGCCAGCUCCCAAGGAAAGGAACGCGGGAGCAAGUCGAUAAGGGGCUCGUUGCGGCGCAGUGUGUGGGUGGGGACGGCGGCUUCGUCACAUACGACAACCCGGAUACAGUGAAGAUGAAGGCCACAUAUUGCAAACAGAAAGGUUUAGGGAGAGAGGUACUUAGGAUUCAGCAUCCGGACAGGUCAGAAUCCAAUGCCAGGCAGCAAAUCACAAAGGUCAACAUGAGUGCGAGUAAAUUGACCGAACCUUCGUCCUUGGAUGCUGUCGACUACGACCCCGUACAGCACCUCAACCUUCUUUUCAACCACCCGGCCUCGGUUACCUCGAUCGAACCAGUCAGUGCGGCGCUGCAGGCUCACAAGGAUGGGCUCUCGACGUCGAUAGUUGAGCUCGAGACGGAGCAGGCCUACGGGCCGUCGUCGUCGCUGGAGCGCAUGCAGAGCGCCCAGGCCGAGCUGGCCGGCCUCUUCAAGCGCAUUGAGAGCGUCCGCACCCGCGCCCUGCAGACGGAGCGCAACAUCACCACCAUGACGGCCGACAUCAAGCGCCUCGACGGCACCAAGCGCAACCUCACCCUGUCCAUGACCGCCCUCAAGCGCCUCCAGAUGCUGACCACGGCCUACGAGCAGCUGAGGGGUCUGGCGAGGUCCCGCCAGUACCGAGAGUGCGCCGGCCUGCUGCAGGCCGUCCUGCAGCUCAUGAAGCAUUUCAACAGCUACAGGUCCAUCGAGCAGAUCGCCGUCCUGAGCAGGAACGUGGCCGAGCUGCAGCGGGAGCUGCUGGAACAGGUCUGUGAAGACUUUGAGCUGGCCUUCGCCAAGGGAGACGUCGCAGCCCACAGGCCGACCCUGGUGGAGGCCUGUCAAGUCAUGGAUGCCCUCGGGGACAAUGCCCGCGCCCGCCUGGUGACGUGGUACGUCAACACGGAGCUGCGGGAAUACCGUCAGGUCUUCAGGGGCAACGAUGAAGCCGGAAAUCUGGACAAUAUCGGCCGGCGCUUUGCAUGGUUCCGCCGGACGCUCAAGACCCACGAAGAGGAGCACGCUGCCAUCUUUCCGCCCCAUUGGCGCGUCAACGAGACCCUUGCGGCGGCAUUUUGCGACGGUACGCGCGACGACCUCAAGGGGGUCCUUGAGAGGAGCAUGCGCCGCCCGGAUGCCGCUGGCAAGAUCGACGUCAACCUGUUGCUCAGCUGUCUGCAGGAGACCAUGGACUUUGAGCAGAGCAUCGAACGGCGGUUUGCCUCGGAGAUGCCCCGUGCGAGCAUCGACACGCUCAGCUCCGCCGACGAGAGGGGCACGCACACGUUUAAUGGGUCUAUAUCGGUCGCCUUUGAGCCAUAUCUCAGUCUUUGGGUCGAGUCUCAGGACAGGCAGCUGGGCUCCAUGAUACCCAAGUACCGAACCCAGCCGCUGAUUCCAGACGACGAGGAGUUUAGCCCCCAGGCUGUUAUUCCCUCGGCAAUCGAGCUGUUUCACUUCUACAAGACAACUCUGUCUCAGUGCGCCAAGUUGUCGACUGGCGACAGGCUCCUGGAUCUAACAAAGAUCUUUUCAAAAUAUCUGGACGAGUAUGCGCAGCAAGUUCUUCUUGGCUUUCUGCAACGUGGUGGCCCUCAAGGCCCCGCCACCGAAGACACCAUCCUGGUGCUCAAUACUGCCGACUUUUGGCACACAAACACCAACCAGCUCGAAGAGAACAUUAGAAAACGCGUCGAUGCCGAGCUGGCCGCCAAGGUCGACCUCUCAUCCCAGUCUGAUGCCUUUCUUGGCGUUGCAAGCGCCGCAGUCCUUGCGCUGGUGCACAAGGUCGAAGCGGGAUGUGAAGGGGCGUGGCGUGAGAUGAAGAACACCAACUGGAGCAGGAUGGAAGGCGUUGGAGAUCAAAGCUCAUACGUGGCCGAGCUGCUCAAGCACGUAAACUCUCAGGCCGAGGAGAUUCUCCCUUUGGUCGUUAAGCAGCAGUAUGCUCGCGCUUUCUGCGACAACCUGGUUGAACAAAUGGCCAGCGCAUACAUUGCCAAUAUUGUGCUCUGUCGACCCGUUUCCGAGGUUGGCGCCGAGCAGAUGCUCCUGGAUAAAUACGUCCUCACAAAAUCCUUUGAAAACCUCAUGUCGUACCACACCCACUCUAAUCCCGAUGGGUCUCAGUACACGCCCUCCGCCAGUUUCGUGAAGCGCGUCAACCAGAUCAUGUCGCGGAUCGACCCCCUCCUCAAGACGCUGCAAGUCCGGGCCUCGCCACCCGAGGGUCUCGUGCAGGCCUACCUUAUCCACAUCGGCGACAAGUCCGACACUAACUUCCGCAAGAUCCUCGACCUCAAAGGCCUGCGCUCCAAGGCCGACCAGGCGCACCUGGUGGAGCUCUUCACCAUCCACAGGGAGGGCACCGCCGCGCCCGGCAGCAAGCAGCUCGUCAUGAAUUCGCCCCUGCUGACGCCGCUCAUGGCUUCCUCCGGCUUCGGCGGCGGCGGCGCCAUGACCACCGCCCCGGGCCUUGACGCCGCGAGCAGCAUCGGCGAGAAGCUACUCAGCGCCGCCCGGGACACGGGCGUCACGGGUCUGGGCGUUAGCAUCCCCGGCGGCGCCGGUGGCGGGAACCCCCAGGUCAACAUCAACGAGAACCUCAAAAAUAUUGGCAAGUUCUUCAGGAGGGACAUCGGUGGCCUGGGCGCGCGCUUCGGGAAACGCGACGUCACGCCGACGGGUUCGGGUGGUGCUGACGACGGGAGCAGGUGA